AUUGUUUGAACACUUGUGCUUCCUGACUGACAUCAUUCCGGUGUAAUGUAACAUAAAGAGACAGCGUGUGUCCAAAAUUUCAGAACUACGGAUUGUUUGGUACAUUUGAUUCAACCAUGGCGACUGACUCGACCCUUCUCAACUCUGAGAUGGAGUUACAGCAGCAAGAAGACCUCUAUCAGCAGCUGUUAUCACAGACAAUAGGAAAUAUGCAGACCGCAAAUCCAGAUACCAAAGUUAUUCGGCCGCAACCCGGAAUAUGUGUGAAGACAACAUCAGAGCCCAGCAAGGAGAAGGUCUUUGUCAACAUCUGUCAGUCAAACUUACUUCCCGCUCCACCGGAGCUCUCCAGAGAAAAACUUUUGGACUUGCUCCAAUCAGAAGAUCCCAGUGGCUACAGAGUUCCCAUGAGCCUCGGGGAGCCACACACUGAAGUGGACAACAACUCUCAGGGGUGUACAGCGUAUGACGUGGUAAUCAAUCAGGACUUUUUCCAGAAGUGUCAGAAGGAACCAUUGUUCCAACAAUUUGUUAUUAUGGUGUCUUUGGAAGGUCUAGAGAACAAAUACAACAUUGAGCUUAGUAGAGAAUGGAAGGUACUGAAGAACAGAAAGUUCUUGGGGUCAGUCAGCGAGCAGAACAUUCGCACAAAAAGCAAGCCAGUUAUUCAAGAGCUGCAACCGCCACCAGAAUUCACCUUGUUUGUGGAGCCACCCUCUGGUGUCCCUGAGCACCUGAUUGCAGAAAUAAAGUUGCCUGGUGUGGUUUCAUCGCGGUCGCUGGUGCUCGACAUUGGUGAGGACCGCCUUGUGUUGACAGCCCGUCCCUCACUCUACUAUCUUGACAUCUUCCAUCCCUUUCUUGUGGACCAGGAUCUGAGUGUGGCGCAAUACAACAGCAGCACUCAGAUCCUCACAAUAACCUUGCCUGUGGUGUCAUCUUGAAAUUAACGGAAGAUGCUGCGGGAAUCAUGUUUACUCACCAAUUGCUGAGUGAAGUUAAGCAAUUCAUCAUUCUUAUAUGAUGUAAGAGUUAUUAUUAUGGUUGGUCAUUGUUUACUGUAUGGCAAUUUCUGACAUGUUCUGUAUGACAACAUCUCAUUUACACUGACAAGAAAUGUUUUGUCUUCUCAUGCAAUAUAAAUUGUAUCUAAUAUAAGUUACUGUGCUGGCCAAAAGUACUGGCACCCCUGCAGUUCUGUCAGAUAAUGCUCAAUUUCUCCCAGAAAAUGAUUGCAAUUACAAAUAAUUUGGUAGUAAUAUCUUCAUUUAUUUUGCUCGCAAUGAAAAAACAUAAAAAGAAGGAGGGAAAAAAUUAAAUCAUUUAACACAAAACUCCAAAAAUGGGCCGGACAAAAGUAUUGGCACCCUUUGAAAAACCAUGUGAUACUUCUCUAAUUUGUGUAAUUAACAGCACUUGUUACUUACCUGUGGCACAUAACAGGUGGUGGCAACAACUAAAUCACACUUGCAGCCAGUUAAAAUGGAUUAAAGUUGACUCUACCUCUGUCCUGUGUCCUUGAUGGUACCACAUUGAGCAUGGAGGAAAGUAAAAAGACCAAAGAACUGUCUAAGGACUUGAGAAGCAAAAUUGGUGGGAAGCAUGGUCAAUCUCAAGGCUACAAGUCCACCUCCAAAGACCUAAAUGUUUCUGUGUCUACCGUGCGCAGUGUCAUCAAUAAGUGUAAAGCCCAUGGCAGUGUGGCCAACCUCCCUAGAUGUAGACGGAAAAGAAAAAUCGAUGAGAGAUUUCAACGAAAGAUUGUGAGGAUGGUAGAAAAAGAACCUCGACUAACAUCCUAACAAGUUUAAGCUGUCCUGCAGUCCAAGGGUGCAACAGUGUCAACCCGUACUAUCCGUCGGAGUCUGAAUGAAAAGGGACUCUAUGGUAGGAUACCCAGAAAGACCCCACUUCUGACCCAGAGACAUAAAAAAGCCUGGCUGGAGUUUGGCAAAACUUAACUGAGAAAGCUAAAAACGUUUUGGAAGAAUGUUCUCUGGUCAGAUGACACAAAAGUAGAGCUUUUUGGGAAAAGGCAUCAACAUAGAGUUUACACGAAAAGAAAAACGAGGCCUUCAAAGAAAAGAACACAGUCCCCACAGUCAAACAUGGCGGAGGUUCCCUGAUGUUUUGGGGUUGCUUUGCUACUUAUGGCACUGGACUGCUUGACCGUGUGCAUGGCAUUGUGAAGUCUGAAGACUACCAAGAAAUUUUGCAGCAUAAUGUAGGGCCCCGGGUGAGAAAGCUGGGUCUCCCUCAGAGAUCAUGGGUCUUCCAGCAGGACAAUGAAUGCCAGCAAUGAAUCCCAUUGAACACCUGUGGAGAGCUCUGAAAAUGCCAGUUUGGAGAAGAAACCCUUGAAAUCUCAGAGACCUGGAGCAGUCGGCCAAAGAAGUGUGGUCUAAAAUUCCAGCAGAGCAUUGUAAGAAACUCGUUGAUGGAUACCAGAAGCGGUUGUGGGCAGUUAUUUUGUCUUAAGGUUGUGCUACUGAGAAUUAGGCUGAAGGUGCCUAUACUUUUGUCUGGCCCAUUUUUGGAGUAUUGUGUAAAAUGAUAAUGAUUUGAUUUUUUUUCAUUCUGUGUUUUUUCAUUGCUAGUAAAAUAAAUGAAGAUAUUACUACCAACGCAUUUGUAAUUGCAAUCAUUUUCUGGGAGAAAUUGAGCAUUAUCUGACAGAAUUGCCUGGGUGCCAAUACUUUUGGCCGGCACUGUAUAUAUAUUUUGGAAGAUACUCAUUUCAUUUCAUCCUCGGCCAUCACUGUUAGUUGGGUGCAACAAUAAAUUUGUAAAAAUUGGUUGUAUUUUACAGUGUUGUAUACCAACAUCAUUCUGAGAGCUAGUGAUUCUACUGUAUAUGAUACAUAAUUAAUGUAACUAAUAAAGAACUCCUAGUAUGAUGCAGUGCAGUACAGUUCUACUCAGGUCCCCAUGUAUUCAAAUGGUAACAUUACAAUUAGUGAUGCACGAUAAUACAUUUUUCAACCGAUACCGAUAACCGAUAAUUUCCUCCUCAUUCCUACCGAUAACCGAUAAUGUCAAGCCGAUAAUUCUAUUAAAAGAUUUAUGUAAAAUUUUAAACAAAAGAAAAUAUUACUGUGCAAAAAUAUAAUUUAUUGCUCUUUUUUUUUUCAACAUAAAAUAUGAACAAGUCGUCAAUUCCAACAUCUAAAUAAUGACAUUGUCUGACAUUGUGUAAUGGUAAACUUCUGGCAACAAUUACUUUCAGCGUAAAUAGCUAAGUUGCACAAAAAUGCCUUUAAAAGUAAGCCAUUCCUAACAUAACAUUAAUACACUGCAAAACACACUUCCUUAAAACUAGUCAGUUUUAAGUGUAAAUCUAUUGGAAAUAAGUGAAAUUAUCUGCCAGCGCUUCAGGUGUAUUUCUCUCAGAUUUCUUGGAAGAAAAAUAGCUAGCUGAAAAUAUUCUUAACAGCCUUAUUUUAAGCAAUACAUUAUUAUACUUAAUCCUAAAAAAAACUUGGAAGAAGAAAAUAUUUUGAAUAUUUGUGGCUACAGAAUAUUAUUGUUAUUUCAUUACAACAGGAAUGUGCAUAUUUAAAAUAAUAAGUGUUAAUAAGUGCCAAUAAGUUUAGAUUAUCUACUGUGACAGUAAUUGAGCAGACAAAUAAAUUCAAUUAAUUUGAAAAGUGAUUGCUAGUGUUAUAUGCUUCGUUGCACACUGUGAAAAUGAUUAACUCAAAAGAGCGAGAUGUCAUGUACCCAUUCUGCAGCGCUUUGUUUACAUUUGCGGCACUCACGAGUCGCGACAUUCGCUUUACAGCAGCUAAACUGAUAAACGGCAGUACUAUUUGGAUGCAGUUGGAGCUCGCAUCUCCGUGCGUGUUGUUUUGUGCCUGAGUUUUGUUAAGCCGAAAAUAAAGGCAGCAUUACAAAGUCAUCUGACCGCUUGUCAUUUUACAUACUGAAUGGAUUAUUGACGGGCUGACUUCGUUUUCUCCAUGUUUAAAUUAUCAUCUAACCACUGUGCCGUCAUGAUAAGCUUGCUUACUGGACAUCACUUUUCCAAAUGUAGUGGUGAAAAUGUGAUUGGCAUGUUUUUCAUGAAGAAUGGUGGUCGUAUAAACUGCAUUAUUUUUUUAUCCAGGGCUUUGGCUCUCGUGUUAUUUCGGUUAAAAAAAAAAAUCUCGUCUCGUCUCGGCGGCGGCUACGUUCGUACCGGAUAAUCCGCCCGCACCGGCCGGUUUGCCGCGGCGUAUUCGGGGCCUGGCUCUGCUCACACGCCGUGAGGGAACACUCGAGAAACCGGGGUGUUCGCCGGAGGUCCUGAAGCUGGGGAACCGGGCUUUGCCCGCCCCGGCCGGACCGGCCAGAGCGGUGGGCUCCGUCGGAAGACGGCUACUUGCCGACUAUCGGUCUCCAGUCUUGCCGGUGUUAAGCCUUAGAUGCGAGUUUACCACCCGCCUUGUGCUGCUUUCCCAAACAACCCGACUCUGUAUCGUCACAAGCCCCUAGUUUAACUUAGUGUUUACAAUAGCUUUAGCAUUCCCGCUAGCAGCAGCAGCCUGGUAUUCGAUCCAAAAAUCUUUGUGAUGCAGUUUUAAAUGGAUGCUGGGUUAGUGGUUUUGAAUGAAGACGCUUUCUUUCGGCCUCAUGGAACUUCUGCGGUACAUGUUUCGCAAAUGGCGAGAGCGUCGUUUUUUUAGUAACAGCCGCCAUAAUCAACUAUUUCUUGUCGUGUAACUCCGCCUCCUCAACCCCUCCUCCCUCAGGGGCUUCAGAGAGGGGAGGGGUUGAGGAGGCGGUGUGCUGAAUUCUUCGGUUGUGCACAUUUGGAGGCUAAAUCAAGUAUAUAAUUAUCGGAUUGCAUUAUCGGUUGAAUUUUUUAUUAUCUGGAUUAUCUGUGUGACGUCAUAAUUGCCAUUAUCGGCCGAUAAUUAUCGGCCACCGAUAUUAUCGUGUAUCUUUAAUUACAAUGUCACAAUCUGGAUGUCUGGCUUUAUUUUGCGAUCACAACACACAUAGUAAUCACAUUUGGGGGGGGGGGGCAGAAGAAGAAUG
This is a messenger RNA of Corythoichthys intestinalis (scribbled pipefish), 5019 nucleotides long. It is a transcript of the gene pih1d1, whose product is annotated as PIH1 domain containing 1. Gene Ontology annotation, cellular component: cytoplasm; R2TP complex; ribonucleoprotein complex. The transcript has 10 exons. Bases 117 to 944 code for a protein of 275 amino acids. The record is from RefSeq and is a predicted model, not a curated record. Gene Ontology annotation, biological process: rRNA processing; box C/D snoRNP assembly. Lineage: Eukaryota; Metazoa; Chordata; Actinopteri; Syngnathiformes; Syngnathidae.